Fusarium sp. VM40 is the source of this 2541-nucleotide messenger RNA. Lineage: Eukaryota; Fungi; Ascomycota; Sordariomycetes; Hypocreales; Nectriaceae. The record is from the annotation of a GenBank genome assembly.
AUGCCGGUCGACGAACACGAGCACCUCGUCUCGCCAACUCGCGAGGACGAGGAGCCUACUGAGUCGUCGCCUCUUCUUAGUCAUAGCCACGAUGUCCAUAAUGAGAGCGAGGAGCACGAUGAAACCUCGGCCCAACCUCAGUCGCAGGGCUGGAGUUUCUGGCCACGACGUGACGGCAGCAAGACCGGUACCAAGUCUUCCUGGCGAUGGCCUUCCAUAAUUGCCAUGGUGAUUCUCGGCAUCAUCAUUAUUCUCAUAAUAGUCAUUGGUUUCCUUGUUCCUCCUGCCGUCAAGGAGUAUGCCGAGAAAGCUGCUGUUGUUGAACCUACCAACUUGUCCAUCGAAAACAUUACCAGUGAUGGCAUCCGGGCGCGUAUUCGCGCAAAUGUCUAUCUUGAUGGAUCGCGAGUCGACAACAAAAACUCUCGCCGCAUCGGAAAAGCAGUAACUGGCAUUAUGCGAAGACUUGAGACUAAGGAAACGACUGUCAAUGUCUAUCUACCUGACUAUGCUGAUGCUCUUGCUGGCACUGCUGUUAUCCCCCCUCUGGUAGUGGAUAUUAUCAACGGACACACAAACGAGCUGGAUUUUGUGGCAGAGGUCAACCCUGGUGACCCCGAACAUAUCCGCAAGAUCGCAAACGACUGGCUAGAAGGAAAAUUGAAGCAACUGAAGGUUGUGGGUAAAUCCAAGAUCCACCUUCAGUCAGGAGUUUUCCCGCUUGGUUCUCACGACGUGGCAGAAUCCAUGGUCUUUGAAGCUAAUGAGAUCCCGUCCAUGCCUGAGUACAAUAUCGAACGCCUGAAUCUUCACGAUCGUCCUGUCGACGGCCACGGACGGGAAGUUAUCGAGGCCGACGUAUCCCUGAAGGUCCACAAUGAUUAUCCAGUAUCCUUCCGAGUGCCGACUCUCGGUUUUGAAGUUUUGGUGCCGAAUUGUGACUCGUCACUGCCUUCUAUCAGUGUUGCAGAUGCUAUUACGGACCCUAUCGAUGUCCAUGCCAAGGCAGAUGUUCAAGCUGACGCCAAGGGCAUCAUCCGUGAUAUUCCAGAAUCCCUGACGAAAGCAUGCCCUCAUUCUCAAUCAUCUCCUUUGGACAACUUCAUGGACCGGUAUCUCCACGGCGAAGAUGCGAAGGUGUUUGUAAGAGGAAAGAAGCUCAACGAUACCGACACUCCAGAGUGGAUCUCCGAUAUUCUUGAGAGCAUCACAGUGCCAGUCGAUUUUCCCGGACGAUCAUUUGAUAGCUUGAUCCGCAACUUCUCCCUUACGGAUGUUGACUUCAAACUACCUGACCCAUUCGCAGACGUUGACGACCCCGAUGGCGCACCCCGGGUAUCUGGCACAGCACAAGUCCUAGCAGCUCUACCCCCUGAGCUCAAUGUGGAAUUGGGAGUCGACAAGCUUCGCGCCAAUGCUGACCUAUUCUACGAGAAGCGUAAGAUGGGAGUGUUGAACUUAGAUCACUGGCAAAGCGCCAACUCGACGCGAGUCCAAGAAAACAACGAGACUUUGCUCAACAUCACCUCGCGACUGGUUGAUGUCCCCCUGAAUAUCACUGAUGGCGACGUUUUCAGCGAAGUCAUGCAAAAGCUAUUGUUUGGCGGCGGUGAUAUCACACUCGACAUUAAAGCCGAAGUCGACGUCAAGGUCAAGACCGUCCUCGGAAUCCUGACGGUGAAGAAGGUUCCUGCAGAGGGCAAGAUUCCAGUAAACGGAUUUCCUGGAAACGCGCUCGGGAAACUCAAGCCUCAGGUUGGUGAGAUCGAGGUAUUAGAAACGACUGAGACGGGGAUUCAGAUGAGGGCCCUCGUCAACCUCACAAACCCUACACCAUACGCAGCAACUGUUCCUUACCUCAGCGUGCAUAUUCUUCAUGACGGUGAACUUCUUGGCGAGGCCAUAUCAAGAAACGUAAGCUUCAAUCUGGGCGAGAACACCAACCUUCCCGUAUACGCGACCUGGGAUCCUCAACGAUUUGGCGGCAAGAAGGCGCAAGAGAUUGGCCGCAAAUUGCUAUCAGACUACGUGUCUGGGGAGAAUACGACUUUGACGGCUCGAACUCAUAAAUUGAGUAUUCCCAACGUUCCUAUAAUAGGCGAGGCAUUGUCCAAUAUCAACAUCACUCUCCCAACGCCACGAAUAAACGUCCCUGGCGAAGAAGAAGGCGGAAAGCCGCACUUUAUCGCAGACGCUACCUUUCACCUUUUUUCGUCAACGGCCUCCUUUACGCUUCUUUCUCCUUUACUAUACAACACUCUAUACAUAGAACACAUUAACGCCACGGCUCUUUACAACCAUACCGAGCCAAUCGGCCAGAUCAUCCACGACGAGCCGUUCCCAGCAACGCCUGGACGAUCACAGACCCCACGCCUCCCUGUCGAAUGGUCUCCCAGCCGCGUGGGCUACGGCAAGCUCAAAGAAGCUUUGGGCGGAUCGCUCAAGCUAGAUGCCAUAGCCAAUGUUACUGUCAGACUGGGCAGCUGGACUGAGAAGAUACAUUACGUAGGCAAAGGCAUCGGUGCGAAGGUUAGCCUAUAG